Molecule: messenger RNA, 948 nt
Organism: Fusarium falciforme
Lineage: Eukaryota; Fungi; Ascomycota; Sordariomycetes; Hypocreales; Nectriaceae
Product: AB hydrolase-1 domain-containing protein
Exons: 1
Coding region: 1-948 (315 amino acids)
Source: RefSeq, a predicted model, not a curated record
AUGUCGACUCAAGAAACCGCCAAAACGCUCUAUUUGGUGGCCGAAGGCACCAAGUACGCAUACCGAAUCAUCGGCAAUGCGAGCGAGGACUCUCCGCCUCUCCUGAUGCUCAAUCAUGUCCGAUCAACCAUUGACACUUGGGACCCUGAAGUCAUAAACAACCUCACUGCAAGCGGUCGUCAGCUCAUCACGUACGACUAUGCCGGACUUGGUCACAGCGGCGGCAACAUUGCCCCCAGCAUUCGGGCUUUUGCCAUCAACUUGCUCGCUUUCCUCAAUGUCCUCCUGCCGACUCUUCACGCUAAAGAGGUCGAUGUGCUUGGCUUCUCCAUGGGCGGCUACAUUGCUCAGCAGCUUACUCUCGACGCCCCUGACAUCGUGCGCAAACUGGUUCUCGCAGGUACUGGUCCUAGCCUUGGUCCUAAUCUGGAACGCCCCAUGAACGAGGUUCAAUCCACUGUCUUCAACCCAACCCCUGGUCCACCUACCAUCGAAGCCUUCUUUCCCUCGUUUACUACCGGCGAAGAGGGCCUCGCAUGGUUCAACCGGAGCACCCAGUCACGAGCCGGCGUUGCUGGCAAGAAUGGCGAGCCCGAAAUUGCUCAGUUCACUACCGGACAAGACCUUGUCAAGCUCACCCAGGCAUACCUAACUUGGGAUGCCGAUCCCAUCCCUUACGCCCUCCUCCAGACCAUCCAGAAGGAUGCCCUCGUCACCAACGGCGACAACGACCUAAUCGUCCCAACGCAAAACUCGUACAUCCUAGCUCGACAGCUGCCCCGCGCCAACUUUGUCAUGUUCCCUAGUAGUGGUCAUGGUCAUCUUUUCCAGUAUGCGAGCUACUUCACCAAGCUCGUCGGAGAGUUCUUGGAUGGCAAGCUGCCUACUGCGCCUUUCUCCGCCGGAAAAGCUCCAGCUUUCCAGAAGUAUGGUUCCUACAACCAGUAG